CACAUUUGAUUGUAGACUAGUCUCUGUGGGAGUCUCCUUGCUGGUCAGCAAUGUAUAGGCCACCCGUGACGAGGGCCAGGAAAGCACGGCGCGUGGAGCCCUGGGUUGUUGGCCUCAUCACCUUUUUAUCCUUGAUUGUCCUAGCAGUGUGCAUUGGACUCACUGUUCAUUAUGUGAGAUACAAUCAAAGGAAGACCUACAAUUACUAUAGCAUAUUGCCAUUCACCAGUGACAAACUGUAUAAUGAGUUUGGAAGAGAAGCUUCUAAAAAUUUCACAGAAAUGAGUCAAAGAAUUGAAUCAAUGGUGAAAAAUGCAUUUUAUCAAUCUCCAUUAAGGGGAGAACUUAUCAAGUCUCACAUUAUCAAGUUCAGUCAAGAGUCAGAUGGAGUUUUGGCCCAUAUGCUGCUGAUUUUUAGAUUUCCCUCUACUGAGGAUCCUGAAACCAUAAAUAAUAUUAUUGAAAAUGUUCUACAUGAAAAGCUACAAAAUGUUGCAGGACCCCCUAAUGUCGACCCUGAAUCAGUUGAAAUUAAAAAAAUCAACAAGACAGAAACAGACCACUAUCUGAACAAUUGCUGUGGGACACGAAGGAAUAAAUCUUCAACAGAAAGUCUCAGGAUUGUUGGUGGGACAGAGGUAGAGGAGGGAGAAUGGCCGUGGCAAGCCAGCCUUCAGUGGGAUGGGACCCAUCGCUGUGGAGCGACUUUAAUCAAUAGUACAUGGCUUGUGAGUGCUGCUCACUGCUUUCGAAUGUAUAAAGACCCAUCCAGAUGGACUGCUUCAUUUGGAGUAACAAUACAACCUCCAAAAAUGAAAAAAGGCCUCCGGAGAAUAAUUGUCCAUGAAAAAUACAAAUACCCGUCACAUGAAUAUGAUAUUUCACUGGCAGAGCUUUCUAGCCCUGUUCCCUACACAAAUGCAGUACAUAGAAUUUGUCUCCCUGAUGCAACCCAUGAGUUCCACCCAGGGGAUGAGAUGUUUGUGACAGGAUUUGGAGUACUGCAAACUGAUGGGUACACUCAAAAUCAUCUUCGGCAAGUACAGGUCAAUCUCAUAGACUCAAAAAUCUGCAAUAAACCUCAGGCUUACAAUGGUGUCAUAACUUCUACAAUGUUAUGUGCGGGCUCCUUAAAAGGAAAAAGAGAUGCAUGUCAGGGUGACUCUGGAGGACCAUUGGUCAGUUCAGAUGCUAGAGAUAUCUGGUAUCUGGCUGGAAUAGUAAGCUGGGGAGAUGAAUGUGGACAACCCAAUAAACCUGGUGUUUAUACUAGAGUCACUGCCUUCCGGGACUGGAUCACUUCCAAAACUGGUAUCUAACAGAGAAAAGUCCAGUGGAAUGAAAUGUAGUCUUCGUGUAUAGACCAUUCUUAAAGAAACAGAAUUAUGGAAGCCUUACAAAUCAUCAGGAUCUGACCUGUCUCGCUGAACUGUUUGAUGCAUAUAUUUCCUUCCUACCUCUGCUCUACACCUGAGCAUCUUGAAUUCUACCAGAUGGACUCUGCUCAACCUGCAUUCAUUUGUUUUCUAGGUUUCUGUCAUCAAAAUUUUGAUUUAUUACUAUGAGUCCCUUUUGCAUAUACACAAUUUGAAAUAAUCCUGUUCAUUUUCUCAACUUUUCUCAUUGCAAGAAAUUCCCACUUUCAUUGUAUGUGACAAGGAAUGCAAGAAAAUAUGAAAAAGAAAAAAAAUUAUGUAUGCAAAAAAAGGGUUUUUUUUCUUUGUGGAAUGUGGUAAAUGUUCAUAUUCAUUAAGGAAGAUCAAUCUAACAGAAACAGCAGACUAUUCAACAUUUAAAGAUGGAGAAAGAAAGGAAACUAAGUUAAAGA
This is a messenger RNA of Ictidomys tridecemlineatus (thirteen-lined ground squirrel), 1828 nucleotides long. The record is from RefSeq and is a predicted model, not a curated record. Lineage: Eukaryota; Metazoa; Chordata; Mammalia; Rodentia; Sciuridae.